CCCAUGUUUGGCUGAAACAAGGACUCACUUAAAUGAGACUAUGCAUUCCCCAAAUCUGCCUCCGCACCUUCUUACACAAUGACGCCAAAAUUCACCGGACUCUCGAAGCCAGUCUUAUACAACGCAAACUCUCCUCAAUCGUUCUUCGCUUCAGCCUCGUCUCUCCCUCAUUUUUUUUUUCACUUCAGUCUCCUUCGAUUGCUCUUGUUCAGAUCAUUGCUGGUGAUCCAGAAUGUGUUAGUGAGACAUGGAUGAGUAAUGUAUAUAGUUUGGGGAUGGUGAUUUGGGAGAUGGUGACUGGUGAGGCAGCCUACUCCGCAUGUUCACCGAUCCAAGUAGCAGUUGGGAUAGUUGCAUGUGGCCUCAGACCUGAGAUUCUAAAGGACUGUCCACAAAUGCUAAGAUCCUUGAUGACCAAGUGCUGGAACAACUCCCCCUCAAAGCGUCCUCAGUUCUCUGAAAUUCUAUCACUAUUGCUGCGGACCAGAAACAAUGUAAGGUGAUGUAUGCAUUCCUUGUUCGGCUCAUUGACUUGGGUUUUAUGCAUCAAAACAACGGCUAAAACAGAUUAAGAAUCUCAUACGCUUUUGGAUCUAAUGGGGAUGCCAUUCAGAGAGACUGGCCCUGAAACUGAAGUGCAAAAGAAUAGACAGAGGUCUCACCAUUUCAGUUCAAAGGGAAGAGGAAGAACAUGAGCCCUUGCCUUUCGGAGAUAUGAACAUUUUGCUGUCAGUUUUAUAUUUUGUAAAGUUGAGUCACCAAACUGUCAAUGUAUGUUAAAAUGUUCAAUGAAAAUGAUCUUUUAUUAUAUUAGAAAUAUUGUCUCUUAUUAAUAGAUAAUAUUUUGCUCAAAAAUAAAAAUAUUGUGGUAUUCAAAAUU
Molecule: messenger RNA, 880 nt
Organism: Rosa rugosa (rugosa rose)
Lineage: Eukaryota; Viridiplantae; Streptophyta; Magnoliopsida; Rosales; Rosaceae
Product: serine/threonine-protein kinase STY8-like
Exons: 3
Coding region: 33-503 (156 amino acids)
Biological process (GO): protein phosphorylation
Molecular function (GO): protein kinase activity; ATP binding
Source: RefSeq, a predicted model, not a curated record